UUUGGCACUACUCGCUGACUAGUACUGGUUCCUUUUUGUGUAUAAUGGCCAACGAGGCGACGCAGACACCAAACCCGAUGUGGACACCCGACGCAGACUUGUCGCUGUUCAUAUCGAUGAUCGGGCUAAGACCUGUCGGGAUUCACAGACACUUUCGCAUGGUCAACAUAUACACGCGGCUAAUGGGACGGCUCAGCAACAGGGAUGUAAAGCCAGCAGAUGUAUGGAGGCGACUCGAGACACUGUAUGAUAUGGAGCUGCUAGAGGAGAUGGAAGAUGAGAACGAGGACGACGAGGACGACGAGGCCGAAGAUGAUGCGGAGGCAGAAGAGGAGGAUGCGGCACAGGACGAUCAGGCCGAAGCUGGUUUGAGGCCAAGCAAAAGGCGGAGGACCACCAAGGAUGAAUCUGAGGAGCCAGAUGAUGAAGAAGACGAUGAAGAAGGGGAUGAAGACGAGGAUGGUGAAGGCGAAGGCGAUGGUGAGGGUGAUGGCGAAGAUAGCGCUGGAGAAGAUCAGCACAGCUCAGAAACCAAUAUUCCACCAUCCAGUAUCGGCACCGUACUGGACACAUCGGACCCGCUGUUCUGGCGCAAGGCCAAUGCAGAAUUCGCACUGCCAUGGACGGAAUUUGGCACGAUGAUGGUAGAGCGCGCAGGGGCGGGUGUCGAUGAUACGGAUGACAUGGCAUCUGCUGCAGAUCCCUCAUCGUCGAAAAACGCAAGCCCAGAGCCUGAAUCCGACGACAAUAACAACGACGAUGACGACGACGAUGAUGAUGACAAUGAUGAUGACAAUGAGGACGACGACGAGGACGAGGACGAUGAGGACGACAAAGAAGACAAGUCCUAUGUCUCGACGCGGCGUCGUGGGCGCUCAUCGACACCGGUGCCGCGCACCCGUUCAAAGCCGCUGGCCAGCACACGUAGCAAGCGGUCGAGCAGAGGAAAAUAGCGUUUUCUCGUGUUAACAAAAAAGAAAACGGCGGUUUACUUCUUAGC
This is a messenger RNA of Linderina pennispora, 1000 nucleotides long. Its product is annotated as CT20-domain-containing protein. Gene Ontology annotation, cellular component: nucleus; NuA4 histone acetyltransferase complex. The record is from RefSeq and is a predicted model, not a curated record. The coding region runs from base 45 to 953 and encodes 302 amino acids. The transcript has a single exon. Lineage: Eukaryota; Fungi; Kickxellomycota; Kickxellomycetes; Kickxellales; Kickxellaceae. Gene Ontology annotation, biological process: regulation of transcription by RNA polymerase II.